GGAAAGAUUUAUUUUUAAUUCGUUUAAUUUUCUGUUGUUCGGUCUAAACCCUAACUCUCGUGUAACCGAAGAAACCCUAACUCUUCGUUUCUCACGGUAAAAAGGAAAAUUCAAGAAAGAUCGACGGAUCCCUCAGAUUUAUCAGAGGCAAAAGGUUGGAUUCAUGAUGGGAGGUUGUUGUUUUCUGUAAAUAUAUUUAUCGAUUGGAGGUGGAGUUUCAAUUUUAUGUCGGUUUUGGUUCAGAUCUGAUGCUAGAGGUCGAAACAAAGAAACAUGUAUGAUGGAAGAUGAGAAUUGGGAAUAUCAGUUUUUCUUUUGUCGAUUGAGUGUUUGUAGAUGGAAAAGAGCUUAGAAAAACCUGAUCAUUCUGGAAUUUUAAAGAAACAGAGAUCUUUGGAUCUUCAAAGCCUUUAUGUUGAGAAGUCAGGGGGUUCGAUUUGUAAGGGAGAGGCCGAAGAUAGGGUCUUAAAGAGGAAAAAGAAGUCUCCGUCAGAGAACGAGGAGUCAGGUUUGGGGCAAGGGAAGAAGAAAAGGAAUAGGAAGGAGGUUUCUCUUAGUAGCUUUGAACCGGCUAACAAGAAGGGUAAAAAAAGUUUAAAUGCAAUAGGCGGUAGUGGUUUGAAUUUGGGAUCAUCCACAUUGAACAAUCCAGCAUUUAAGUUAAGCCGAUUUGUUUUACACCAGAAGACUCAGGGAAAGAAGAAGAAUGCCCAUGCCCCGGGAGAUGGGAAUUUGCAAAAUUUUAGUGGUUUACGUGUUAUUUCUGACAGUUUGGAUGAUAACAUCCCAAAGCGUCCUCGAGGUUUAUCGAGGCGAAAGAAGUUCCAGAGUAAUCAAAUCACAGAGCAGGUGGGAACUUCCAGUAGCAAAGUCAGCUCUGCUGCUCAGAUAAUUAAGUUAACCAGUGAUUCUGUCACCUCAAAGAUUCCUUCUGAAGGUAAAGAGAAGAAGGUUUCUGAUGAUCUUAAGGAGAAUGGUUCCAGUAGUGUUAAAUCAACUCGACAUUUGAGGGAUGAAGAUGGUGGCUCUGUCAGACAUAAUGGUGGUCCAACCUUAAAAAAUGUUCAUAGGAACAGAAAGAAGAGGCAGGAAUCGACAUCCAAGAAACAAAACCCAGCUGAUGAGAUUGAGCGGUUGGCUAGUAAAUCUGCCAAGAACUCUGGAGAAUUGCAAGAAGAUGGUGGCUCGGUCAGACAUAACGGUGAUCCAACUUUAAAAAAUAUCAAUGGGAACAGAAGCAAGAGGCAGGAAUCGACAUCCAAGAAACAAAACCCAGCUGAUGAGAUUGAGCGGUUGGCUAGUAAAUCUGCCAAGGGCUAUGGAGAAUUGCAAGAAGAUGGUGGCUCGGUCAGACAGAAUGGUGAUCCAACCUUAAAAAAUGUUCAUAGGAACAGAAGGAACAGGCGGGAAUCAACAUCCAAGAAACAAAACCCAGCUGAUGAGAUUGAGCGGUUAGUUGGUAAAUCUGCCAAGAACUCUGGAGAAUUGCAAGAAGAAGAUGAGGAGAAUCUUGAACAGAAUGCUGCAAGGAUGCUCUCAUCUCGAUUUGAUCCAAGCUGUACUGGGUUUACUGGCAACAACAAAGCCUCGCCAACUUCUCAGUCUAUGAAUGGACCAUCUCUUGUGCCCUUGUUUGGUCAGGGGGUGGAUUAUUCUGCUGGUUUUGAGUCCACCUCUGCUGAUGCUGCAGGCAGAGUGUUGCGACCUAGGAAACAACACAAAGAAAAAAAGGGUCUUGUGAGGAAGAGGCGCCACUUCUAUGAGAUAUUAUCUGGGGAUUUAGAUGCUUACUGGGUUCUUAAUAGGAGGAUCAAAGUAUUUUGGCCUUUGGACCAGAGUUGGUAUUUUGGCCUAGUUACUAAUUAUGAUCCUGAAAUGAAGUUGCAUCAUGUCAAAUAUGAUGACCGUGACGAGGAGUGGAUUAACCUCCACAAUGAGAGAUUCAAACUCUUGUUACUUCCCAGCGAAGUUCCCGGUAAGUUUGGUCCAGAAAAGUCUGAGCAGGGUUGUAAAAAGGUGGAAGACCAAGAUGAAGAUGUUAACAUUGGGGAUAGUAAUUUUACAGCUAGUUAUAUGGACUCGGAGCCCAUCAUCUCAUGGUUGGCUAGAUCUACACAUCGAGUCAAGUCUUCACCGCUUGGUAGUGUGAAGAAACGGAAAAGGUCUUAUCAGGUUGAGAAAUUUGUGAAACCCGUAUGUUCUGAUGAUCAUCCUUCAGAAAGAUGCUUGGGUGUGAAUUCCGCUCGAACUGAUGCAUUACUAAGUAAACCUGUGUUGGAAGUUAGGCCAAGCCAAGGAGAGGUUACUGAAAAAUCUACAAUGGCGAGCACUUCCUACCCCAAUGGCAGAAAGCAACCCUUUGUUUAUUUCAGGAGGCGGUUUCACAAGAGAGGGCAGGAAUUUGGUAAUCAUUCUGAGGAGAGUUCAGGGUGCAAAGGUUUGGCUGGAUCUGUUUCGUUUCUUGCUUCAGUUGUUGAUGGGGCGGCAUCUUUAGAAGAACAUGAUGUUACUCUCCAGGGAUCUGGUCACAAACCUUUGACAAACUUGGAUGGAGAGACUUUGCUGUGGUCUUGUGAGAAUUCGGGGUUGUUUAAAUCAUCCUUUCAGCUGAUGAAAUUAAAACAAGGGAAAUUGAAGUUUAACUUUCCACUUCAUUGGUUUGUAUAUAAUGAUGUAUAUAAUGCUGAGUUUUUUUGGCUUUAUCGUGCUCUAUUGUUCCUUCAGUUUGGUAAGGUGGUGGCUGUGUGGCCAAAGGUUCUGCUGGAGAUGCUUUUUGUUGAUAAUGUUGUUGGGUUGAGAUUUAUGUUGUUUGAGGGAUGCUUGAUUCAGGCAGUAGCUUUUUUGUGUUUGGUUCUUAGUGCAUUUCAUCAACCUGAUGAACAUGGAAGGUUGGUGGAUCUACAGUUGCCAGUCACUUCGAUCAGGUUUAAACUGUCUGGAUUUCGAGACAUUGGAAAGCAGUUUGUCUUCGUGGUGUACAACUUCUUGGAGGUGAAAAAUUCAAAGUGGUUGUACUUGGAUUGUAAGCUGAAGAAGCAUUGUUCAGUCACCAAGCAGCUACCUCUUGCUGAAUGCACAUAUGAUAAUAUUAAGGUCCUUGAAAGCGGCUGCGAUUGGUUAGUUCCUCUUGUUGCUGAGGAGCCCAUAAUGCGAGGGGGUUUACGCAGAAAAUCUAGGCAGGGAAUUGUGCACAUGGGAAUGUCCAACAAAUCAGUUUAUAUUGAUGCGGACGGUUCAUCUUCAAGUUUCAAUGAGAAGCACUGGAAACUUCCUCCCUUUGUUCUUUCUUUUGCUGCUGCACCUUCCUUCUUUCUGAGCCUGCAUCUGAAGCUGCUUAUGGAUAAUAAUGUUGCUUCUAUGAGCUUCCAGAACCACAAUUCGAUGUCUUUACUAGAGUGUCCAGAAAACGGUGGCAGAGUGAUGGAUGUUGACUGUCCUGUUGUGGAUUCAUCUAACCAUGUCCGUGAAGACACCCUUGAGAAUGGUUUGGGGGUUGCUUUGAGAGAUGGUGCUUCUUCAUGGUUAUCUUGUGCCAAACCUAAGGAAGAGACUGACAAUCUCUCAAUAAACAAUGGGGGUGAUUGGUUAAAGUCCACUGAGAAGUACUUUGAUAGUGAGCUUAAUGUAACUGGAACUUCUGUAGGUCCCCAAGGUUCAAGAAAGGAGAUUGAUGACAUUGUCCUACCACGAAGGCAGCCAUGCCAACAUUCAGUUUCUGAGCAGUCUGUGGGGAAGUCAUGGCCCUCUGUUUCUGAAAAUUAUUCUUCUCCAGACAGGUCUGAAACUGGGGACUUUUCUUGUUUGAAUGGUGUCAGUGUUCAGAUUCCACCUCAUAGCCAAGGUGAUAGUCAGUCUUGUGAUGUGGGGACACCAAAUAGCCAGCAGUCUACGUUUGAUGUACCUUGGAACAUGAAUGACUUUGCCAUCCGUGGCCCAAACCCUACUGCACCCAGAAGUGUGUGGCAUCGGAAUAGACAUAGUGGGGGUUGUUCAUCAUUUGGUCGGUCAAAAAUGUGGAUGGAUGAAGGGGCUUAUUUUAUCCAUAGUGACUUUGGGAAUGGUUCAAGAAAACCAAGAACGCAGAGCAAUCAUGUCUCACAAUUUGGGGGUUAUGAUUUCAGCUCAAAACCUAGAAGUCACCUCCGGAAAGCACGUUCUCACAAAAGAAUCAGGAAUGAUGAUGAAAAGAUGGCGACAGAUUGUUCUGGAGGUCCUCAGAGGCACACAGACUUGUUAUCAUGUGAAGCAAAUCUCCUGAUUACUGCAGGGGACAGGGGUUGGAGAGAAUGUGGGGCGCAGCUCGUUCUAGAAUUUGUUGAUCAUAAGGACUGGAGGCUCCUGGUAAAAGUUUCUGGUGCUAUGAAGUAUUCGUUUAAGGCACAUCAGUUUCUGCAGCCUGGGACCACAAAUCGUUAUACACAUGCUAUGAUGUGGAAAGGAGGAAAAGAUUGGACAUUGGAAUUUCCUGACAGGAGCCAGUGGACCCUUUUCAGGGAGAUGCAUGAAGAGUGUUACAAUCGGAAUAUUCGAGCUGCUACUGUUAAGAAUAUUCCAAUCCCUGGGGUUCGCUUCAUUGAGGAGAGUGAUGAUCAUCUAAUGCAAACACCAUUUGUUCGCAGUUCGCCCAAGUAUUUUCGACAGGUCGAGAAUGAAGUAGAAAUGGCCUUGAAUCCAUCAUGUGUUCUAUAUGACAUGGAUAGUGAAGAUGAUGACUGGAUGUCAAGAUUUAAUGCUUCUAUCGAUAUUGAUGGAAAUAACCCGCUGGUGAUAUCUGAAGAGAUUUUUGAGAGGACAAUGGACAUGUUUGAGAAAGUUGCAUAUUCUCAGCAGCGGGAUGACAUCACUAGUGAUGAAAUAGAGGAGCUUAUGGUUGGAGUAGGUCCAAAUAGUGUAAUUAAGGCAAUUCAUGAACAUUGGCUGCAGAAAAGACGGAAGAAUGGAAUGCCUUUGAUCCGGCAAUUCCAGCCUCCUUUGUGGGAAAGGUACCAGCAACUACUGAAAGAGUGGGAAUUGGCCAUUAACAGAGGCAACAACUUCCCCAAUGGAUGCAAGGAGAAGGCGACUGUUGAAAAGCCACCUAUGUUCGCUUUUUGUUUGAAACCACGGGGCUUGGAGGUGCUUAACAAGGGUCCCAAACAUAGGUCACAUAGGAAGUGUGCAGCAGCCAGUGGGCACAGCAAUGCUUUUGCAAGAGAUCAGGAUGGUGUCCAUGUUUUUGGAAGAAAAUUAAAUGGGUAUGCAUUUGGGGAGGAGAGAUCUUUAGUUACUGGUCAUAACCAUGAAUCAGAUGCUUCCACUUGGCUUCAGACAUCAACAAGGGUAUUAUCACCACGAGAUGCAGUUAGUACAGGCUAUCUGUCAAUGAGCAGCGAUGGUGCUGAGAGGAAUCAGUAUCCAAAACUCAAUAGAAACAAGUUGAAGAAGAUUGGAACAUUUUUAUACCCCAACGAUAUAAAAAGGGGGUCUGUGCCGGACAACCAAAGAUUGACAAGCAGGAGAAAUUGGGCCUGCCGUUCGAAUAUGGGCUUACCUGAGUGGCCUAGCCAGAGACAGUACCAACCAGAAGGCUCCCAUAGGCAGAGAGCUGAACAGUUGGGUUGUUCAGAUCUUGAUGAGUUUAGGUUGAGGGAUGCAUCAGGUGCAGCUCAGCAUGCAUCCAACAUGGCAAAACUAAAGCGAGAAAAAGCACAAAGAUUGCUUUACAGGGCAGAUCUUGCUAUUCAUAAGGCUGUGGUCGCCCUUAUGACUGCCGAGUCUAUAAAAGCUGCAGAGUCGGAAUGCACAGAAGAUGGGUAGAAGUCCCAAAUGAAUCUGCGAUAAACGUGGGUUACAAAAAGCCACUGGAAAGACUUUAGGGCAUUUCAACUGUUCAAAAACAAGAACACUUUCCAUGGAGAUUGGCAUUGACCUUGCUUGCGUAGCAGGCUGUUAUCUUCCAUGGGUGGUGGUGGCUGGUGAAUUGAUGAUAAGUUUGACGUGGUGACUGCAGGAUGGAAGUCGCCAUUAGGACAGUUUUGCUCGUCGGCUGGUUUACAUCCCAAGAGUUUGAAGGAGGUGGGGUUUUUUUUUUUUUUGGGGGGUGGGGGGUCGGGGGUUUGUAAAAUUCUGGUUGCUGAUCUCAUGUACAGAAUAUUCCACCGUUUUUUUGUUGUCUUUUCUCCCGCCCCCUUCUCUCUCUCUCUCUCUCUCUCUCUCGCGCGCUUGCGCUUUUGUCUAUGCCUCAAUUCAGUCAAAGUAUUUGCCAAUGAUGGAGCAGUUGGCCCAAAUUAUACCA
Molecule: messenger RNA, 6274 nt
Organism: Macadamia integrifolia
Lineage: Eukaryota; Viridiplantae; Streptophyta; Magnoliopsida; Proteales; Proteaceae
Exons: 5
Coding region: 337-5796 (1819 amino acids)
Biological process (GO): regulation of transcription by RNA polymerase II
Cellular component (GO): piccolo histone acetyltransferase complex
Source: RefSeq, a predicted model, not a curated record